CCCACCAAUCCAUCCAAUACUACUUCCUAUCCCGACAUACUCCCUCCCAUCAUAUCUUUCACCACCUUCCACCAACUCAACAUAUAACGGCUCAUACUCAUUUCAUUCUUUCCCCCGCCCCCACCAAAGUAAUAAAAAGAACCAAGGCAAGAGAAAAUGGUCUGCGCCAAAUGCCAGAAGAAACUCAAACAAACGGAGCUCGCCACUCCCGGCGUGAAACGCAAAACAGAAAUGUACUAUGGCUCACCAGCCACAACGCUCGGUGGUAGUAGCAGCAGCAGUAGCAGUGGUGCUGGUGCUGGAGCUGCUGGAGGGAAAGCCAAAUCUAGUACGUUGGGGACUACGGGGAUUGGGAAGAGCAAACUCCUCAGCUCCAAAGCCAAGAACCCCUACGCGGCGUAUGCUUCCUCCUGUGAGGUUUGCAAAACCAAAACGGAGCAGGGGAGGAAGUAUUGUCAGCGGUGUGCGUAUCAGAAGAAUGCGUGUCCGAUGUGUGGGAAGGGGUUGACGGGGAGUUCGUCGAAGAAUCAGCCUGCGAUUACGGGGCAGAAGUUCAACUUGAAGUAGUCAUCAGUUUUUUCUUUUCUGCAUUUAAGAUACCUACUUAUUGUCUUUUGCCACUAUAACUGGGAAGAAUUCUGCAUGGCGUUCGGUUGAUUCGGGAUAGUCUUAGGAACAAGAAAGGUCUUUAUUGCAAAUAGAAAGCGAAAAGAGAACAAUAAAAGCUAGUUAUACAUGACCGACG
Molecule: messenger RNA, 745 nt
Organism: Aspergillus eucalypticola CBS 122712
Lineage: Eukaryota; Fungi; Ascomycota; Eurotiomycetes; Eurotiales; Aspergillaceae
Product: cysteine-rich PDZ-binding protein
Exons: 3
Coding region: 157-567 (136 amino acids)
Biological process (GO): cytoplasmic microtubule organization
Molecular function (GO): microtubule binding
Source: RefSeq, a predicted model, not a curated record